AAUGAAAGGACGUCGUGGAAGUGGUCGUGGUAGGCAAGUUCCGAUGGAGGAAGUUGAGCACCGUGAAAGACGGUUGAGGAUUGAGGAUUUAUAGAGACAAGUUGCAGAUUUAAAUCAGCGUGUAGUGGUGGCUAUGUGAAAACUUGAAGAUCGUGAGAGAAUAUUGUUGAUUGGAUCAAUAAAGUGGAGCGGUUCUUCGACCAUAAACAAGUUCCGGAUCGGAUGAAGGUGAAGUUGAUUGCCAUCAAACUCAAAGGUCUAGUAUCGACAUGGUGGGAGCACUUGCGACGCUUACAAGGCCGACAAGGUAAGGCCAAGAUCAAGAAUUGGGAGAAGAUGAAGAAAAAUAUGAAAGGUCAGCUUCUUCCCUUUGGCUACACUCAAACUUUGUCCCAAAGAUGAUUAGGUUUUGCCAUGGAGGAUAAUAGCCUCGAUGCCCAAGAAGACCUUGACGAAGACGUAAUUUAUGGUGAUGGCCCUGAGACUUUAUUUGCUUGUAAGGAAUUUGACUCAGAAGAAAUUGAAGAGAAAUCUCGAUCUUAAAUUGGAGACAAGACCAAGAUGAUUAGCGAGCCGAUAUAUGGGAAUAAUAGUGAUAGAGAUUGUGUUUUGGUGGUCAUUGAUUCCAAUGCUCCAUAAAAUUCCCUUGAACAAUCUGUAAAAGCUCCAGAAGCUGAUGUAAAGGAGUUGGGAAGUACGGUCCAACAUCAUGAAGGUGGUGGGAAAGAAAGAGGGUUUCAAAUGCACGUUUCCCGACUGCAUUUUGCAUGUCCUCACCAAUCACGCUCCUAAAUUCCUCGGCCUCUUGCUUGGCAUGAAGAUCCUGAUCAAGGAGUUGGGUGAGUUGCGGAGCUAGUGCGAUGACGUCAAGCGAGAGGUCAAUAACGAGGCCUGCCAGGGCAUGGAGGCCACCAACGAGGUCAUGCUUUGGCUCCAAAAUGUCGAGCGUUGCAGGCAGCCUGCAUAACGAAUAACUUCGAGAUCAACAACGUAAACCUGGCCACCGUCGACUCCCGAUCCAAGCUCGCCAUCAGCUACCACCUCAGCAAGCAUGCCGAAGUCGCCCGCGGUGAGACCACCAUGCUCAAAAUCAAGGCCCGCUUCAACAAGGAUGCCGAUCCGCUUUGUGGAGAGCCCCAGCGCGCUCACCGUAGGCAUGGACUUAAAGAUCAAGCAGCUUCAGAAGACAUGCAGAGACGAUGUGGGUGCCAUUGGGAUCCAUAGCAUGGGCCGCGUCGGACAGAUGACGCUACUUAACUGGUUCAUCAAUGAGUUGCUCGUCUAGGUGACACACCUCGACGUGGUGAAUUCAGUCAGGGUCACCCAUAAUUUUGACGUAGAGAAGAUCCGAUCAUGUGCCAUCAUCAUGUGUUCGACCUCUCAGGAGAAUUGCCUGAGGUCGGAGCCACGACCGAGGGCGAAUAAGUCUGUUGCUAAGGAUGUCGCUUUUGGGUCGAAUUCUGCUAACGCUUCUAGAUUUUGUAGUCACAUUGAGAAGUUGGCAUUCCUCAAGAUGUAUGGUGAAUCUUUGGAAUUGUUUGAGAUCUAUAGAUUGAAGCACAAACUUGUCGCAGCUAACACCAACACCUAUGAUGCUCUCAUCAGUGCUUGUAUCAGUCUGAAAUCAACCAGAGCAUUAUAUUUGGUGUUUCGGCAUAUGAUCGAUGUAGGUUUUGAGAUGGAUCAGUAUAUGUGAAACCGUUUGCUGGUCAUGCGGGUGAAAUGCAGCAUGAUGGCGGAUGCACGAGGACUGUUUGAUGAAAUGUCUGAGAGGAACAUUGUGUUUUGGAGCAUUCUUAUCCAUGGUUACGUGCGAUGCGGAUACCCAAAACAAACUUUGGAGCUCUACCAGCGGAUGCUCGUUGAAGGAGUUAGAACUGAUCAAGUCCGUGUAGUCGGUGUCAUUUCCGCAUGUUUGCAAUUGGGUGCGCUUGAUCAAGGUCGAUGGAUACACUCCUACAUGAAGAAGAAUAGUCGAUUGCUGGACGUUGUCACGGAGACAGCGUUGGUCGAAAUGUACAUAAAAUGCGGGGACUUGCAGCAUGCCCGGUUGGUGUUCAACCGAAUGCCAAAGAGGAGCUUUUGGGUGAAAACAUGCCGUACGGCUUCAAAAAGGUUUCAUAACAAGAUAUCACUGACCGGUAGUUCAGACCAAGGUAUCAGGUGCAGCCCUCUCUCAAGCAAGGCUCUUAAUUGCUCUGCUGGUAGGAGGGACAGCAAGACCCCAAUUGCAGCGACAAAAAAAUCUAUUGUUUCUUUCCAAUCACUAUUCCAUUGGAGCAAUGGAAUAGUGAUUUCAUCUAAGGAUGUUUUACCCUCGAAUAUCACAAGAGGCACCUACUUGGAGUCCAAUCAAUUUCCCCUGCCUUUACAUUCAUAUCAGACUUCACAGAUGAGGCAGUGCUUGACCAACUCUACACCUUGGUUUUCUCCGAGUCCUCAUCAUGCUUCGUGGGUUGUUCCAUCACACGGGUCACCUUUUGAUUCAACGACACAUCAUUCUUCUGCAAUAACUUCUGAAACAUCUCAAGUAACACCUGCUAGAGACACUUCUAAAUUUCAUGCAGCAAAUAUGCAGUUUACCUCUCCAAGUGCCUUGCUGCCUCGUCAAGACACUCCAAGUAUUUUUACAGUAAUGUUAAGUGAGAUUCAAAAUAAGGAAGCUUCUCCUGUAGGAAUUAAAAGCCCCUCUACUAGGGAGAAGUCCAAAAAGAGGAAAAAUAUUUCUGCAUUGGAGGAGCCUCUGUUGAAUAUUUCUACUCCCCAAUCUCAAUCAGAUUCUGCUUCUGCCAUAUGUCACUAGUAAUCUGCCUAGUUCUUCAUCCCUUCCUCGAUUGUUUAGUUCACUAAGUCCUAUUUCUACAUUGUGCUUUGAUCCAAGUGGAAUGUUGCUGGUGACAGCUUUCUAUCCACGGUCACAACAUCAACAUUUUUGGUUUUAUGAUCUCUAUGCUUAACAGUUCUGAAGGAUCCAAUGCUAAAGGCUCUUUUAUUCAUCUCUAUAGGUUGCAGCGUGGCAUUACCAAUGCAGUUACAGGACAUCAGUUUCAUUUAUUUGAACUUUUUUCUUCUGAUGCUGUUACAAUUCAGGGAGGUUAAAUUUGCAAACACCUCGUAUGCUAUAAAUACACAGGUUGUUGAUGCAAACGAUCAAAAGAUUGAAGCUGAUGAAGCAAUCAACUUGGUUGAAAUAUAGUCUGCUGAUGGAAUUGAUUGUGCAAAAUUGGUUUUGAGCUUCUAAAAUUUGGAAAUAAAGUUGCAUCUGGAUCAACGAGAAUUCCCAAGGUUCAACAACUGUUAGUAUUUUUGCUGAUUUGGCAUCCGAUGAUCUUCCUCAUGGGCUACCACUUGAAACUACUCUGAAGGGCGAGUUCUUUUCAA
Molecule: messenger RNA, 3381 nt
Organism: Zingiber officinale
Lineage: Eukaryota; Viridiplantae; Streptophyta; Magnoliopsida; Zingiberales; Zingiberaceae
Product: putative pentatricopeptide repeat-containing protein At3g49142
Exons: 2
Coding region: 1712-2803 (363 amino acids)
Biological process (GO): RNA modification
Molecular function (GO): protein binding; RNA binding
Source: RefSeq, a predicted model, not a curated record